Messenger RNA from Xenia sp. Carnegie-2017, 648 nucleotides. RefSeq lists its product as uncharacterized. The coding region runs from base 1 to 648 and encodes 215 amino acids. NCBI's taxonomy places the organism in Eukaryota, Metazoa, Cnidaria, Anthozoa, Malacalcyonacea, Xeniidae. The transcript has a single exon. The record is from RefSeq and is a predicted model, not a curated record.
AUGGCUACAACUGAUGAACUCAACACUUCUUCAACGACAGAUUCUUCAUCUGUCACACCAACCGCUUCUAUGAUCAGCAUCAAACUUCCACCAUACUGGCCUAACGAUCAAGAACUUUGGUUUUCUCAAAUUGACGCUCAAUUUACGACGCGCAAUAUCACCUCACAAAAAACGAAAUACGCUUACGUUGUUGGUUCCCUUCAACCCGAAAUUGCUCAGGAGGUUCGCGAUAUCAUCCUUCAUCCCCCAGCUCGUGAUCCAUAUGACAUCCUGCGACGCGAGUUAAUCCACCGUACCUCAACAUCUGAGCAACAGCGACUUCACCAACUGCUCACAGGCGAAGAACUAGGAGAUCGGAAGCCUUCCCAACUCCUUCGCAAGAUGGAACAACUACUUGGUACCCAGACAUUGCCCCCCUCCAUCAUGAAACAAUUAUUUAUACAACGUCUCCCUACCAAUGUUCAGGCUAUUCUGGCACCUACACAGGACACUCUUGACCUCAACAACCUUGCCAAGUUGGCCGAUAAAAUUAGAGAGGUCAACAACAUUCAACAACCCACAUCACCCUUUCGACCGUGGCAACAGAACCUAUUGUUGACACAUCUGCCAAAUCUGGGAGCUUCAUCAACUUCGCAAGACAGUUUCUGA